UCGAAGCGGUUCGAAGAAAGUGGAAGUGAACGGAGAUCGAAAGUUUCGCUGCAACCGUCUUCGAGCAGGCGAAGAAGACGUACCAAACUCAGACACGGUUUUGUUCGUAGGGACUGGUCUUUUUGGUUCUCACGAGUGCGGAGUCGCUCGCGGAGGAUUAAAGUUCAAAAGCCAGACCCAGUCCCGGCGUCCCGAUCCAGUCCCUGAAUUGGCCAGGAGGCCGCCAGUGAAUCGAGGAUCGUCGAUCGGUGCAGACGCGACGUUUUCACGCCGUACGUAACGCCGACAUGGUCAUGGACACGAGCACGGUGCGUCUGGUGAUAUUCCUAGGGAUGUUUCUGGUGUUCGCCGGGGACUACAGUUACCUGGUAGCGACGAUAUUCGGCAAAACGUCCGAACGGAACGUCACGCAGACGGUCAAGGGCCCGGAGGGCCCGCCAAGGGACACUAUGCGCGACAGGAUACCGCUCACGUCCAAGAAGGACGACGAGAAAGAACUCGCGGCGUUGCGACGCGCCCGAAUGAUGGCGACCAUCAAGACUGCUUGCUUGCCUAAACUGAUUUGCGAACUGACCUCGUUCGUCCAUCAAGACCAGCUGAGCGAGAUGGAGCGAUCGUUGCUGAACUUGAUCAGGGACACGAGUUUGAGCACAAUGGCGGAAGUGCCCUCGAGGUACCACUUCGCGGCGCAUAUGGGUCAACUGAUAUCCGGCGUGGAAGGUCAGGGAUGUCACAAUUUCUACCCCACCUGCCCGCUGCCCGGCUCCAGCGUUCUUAGCAUGAUGAAGAAGAUUCGACUGCGGUGAACCGACGAGAUCCUCGACUGUCGACGACAGAAACCGAAGAUUACAAUGAAGCCUGUGAUAUCGUGGACGAUUUCUCUGUCAACCCCCGACGUUCCACCAAGGACACGGUCCUCGACGAUCCGCAAACCCCUCUUUACGCAAAGAGACUCACCGAGAUUACAAAACGCAACGUUCAUUUCCAUUUUUCCCCAAAACUAUCGUCGAUAUUAUUUUAUCAACCAUCGCUACGCGCUAACAAGAGAGAAAUAUUCCUCCGAACUCUAUUUAUAAACGAGAUUUAAAGUUCGAGAAAUUUUCGUUAGAUCAACGCUCGCUGAACAACGUAGGGGUUAUUUUACGUUACGCUUAAGAGGAUUAAAUAGUAUUUAACGCGUGCAAGAAGUACAUGGAAGUUCGCUAUUAUUUAUUGUUUCGAAACGGCGCGCUUCAAUCGCGAUCUAAAACACGAUACUCGAUGAAAUUGUACAUUAUACCGUGCUUGCAUUUUACGUCGUCUGAAAUGCACGAAUAAACGCGUUCGUAUUGUUUGUAAAGCCCUGUCGUCGGAAGGAGGAGGCACCAACAAAUUCGCUAUUUCAUUCGGUAAAAUUUAAUACCUCUCGUAUUUCCAGUCGAAAUACGGAGACUUCCGCGAAACGAUAUCGACGGUUUCAUUUCCUGGCGGAAAAUACAUAAAGCGGACUUUAUUUUCGCUGUCCCUUCGAACGGGGGCGGCUGUACAUUUUCUCGUUUUCGCGAUCCUUCUUCCACGGUCGCGUAUUACGUAAUAGCCCCGGCUACACCCCUAUUAAUUUCCCGCCAAUUACGGGACAUUUUCCGCGUUCUCGAGAUUCCUCCCUAAUAGCCGUCCCGCGGAAAGUUACCGUCGCUAGAACCGAUCUCGACGAAGUAGCCUUUAUUUACCAUCGACGUACAAUAUUUAGCGAGCGUAUAAUGUUCACAAAGGCAGCCGGAGGAGACCCGAGGUAAUGGCUCUUGCGCUCGAGUCCGCUUCUUCUAAUUAUUUCGCUCGGCCACGACCAAAAAGGGACCUUAAUUUACGCGAUGACGGUUUAUUCUUCCCGUCAUCGUUACCGUUUCGCGUUUAAUACGAAUCGCGGGAUCGCGUUUUGAUUAAAUUUGAUCGAUUUAGAUUGAUCGUCAAUCUUAUCAGCGCCUCCUUUGAUCGUAGAAACCAAAGCAGUUGUCAGGGGACCAUAUUUAUGGAAAAGGUGUACUCUGUUCAGACGUUGCAAAAGUAGAAACCUAGAUCUAUUAAUUUUAACUAGCUUUGUAAAAAUGGCAUUAAAUUCAUCGAUUUAAACAGUCUUCAUGAAUAUUCUUCAAUAUAACCAACGUUUUUUCUCUGCUUAUAUAUAUUUUUAUAUAAAACUAGCUUCUAAGAUGUUGAGAUAUCUAUCACGAUGUUCAAUUAUGUACUUUUUUAAGUUGUUUCUGCUUCUGCUACCGUUUCUUCUUUUCUGAUUAUUGGGGAACCUUUUUACAACUGUUUUUGGUCCCUACAAGCAAACGAGAUAUUUUCAACGGAACUGCUUGGAUUAUUAUGAAACCAAUCUGCAGUACGCUCCUUUGCAAUAGAAUAGAUCGAAGUGUGUUGAAAAAUAUUCUCUGUAUCUAUGGACACGAAGGGGUAAAUUGCAUUCGUUUAAGUUCGAUGUCUACUUGAUAAGUUAUUUGCCCAAUACUUUCUCUCAAAUUAAAGAGAACUAUUUUUAUACUUUAAGCAACUGAAUAAAAUUUAAUUACUCCAACAAUCAAUCUUAUAAAU
This is a messenger RNA of Colletes gigas, 2574 nucleotides long. RefSeq lists its product as uncharacterized. The record is from RefSeq and is a predicted model, not a curated record. Lineage: Eukaryota; Metazoa; Arthropoda; Insecta; Hymenoptera; Colletidae. The transcript has 4 exons. Bases 288 to 806 code for a protein of 172 amino acids.